CCUCGACCUUAUCUCUCGCCCACGACGGUUAUGUUACGAGCUGCGAAACGGCAGCCAGCUUGUUCUUGCAUAUACUCAUGCUUGUAUUCGGUUAGUAGUAUGUUUGCAGGAGAGGUCCUACUUUCCUUAUCUGUCGUCGUUGGCGUUGGUAAAAAUCAUCUUCCGAGUUGGCUGUAACCACAACAGAUUCACUACAUCCUUUCAUGGCUGGCAUAACUUCACUUCCACUUCCACUUCCUUCGUCUAAUAUUCUCUCUCGCUAACCCUUUCUCUUUCUCUUUCGCUUCGCGCUCGAGAUGGACACAGACGAGAUCACUGACUACUUGCUGCAUAGGGAGAGUAGGCUUCAAAGUUUCUCCCAAUCUACGCCUCGAGCUUCUAUGUCUCCAUCCGCUGGAGACGUAAUUCAGACCCCUGACUCGAAAGCUUCCGGUGGAUUUGCGAGUGUAUUCAAGAAUUUGACGGGCAAUCGAUCUUCGAAGAGCCCCAAUCCCCAGUCGCCGGCCUCCAUCGCUCAGCAACCAAACGGAAACAACGCUUCACAGCCAGCUAUACAAGGAGGACCACCGAAUUACGAACAAUUGUAUGCACAGCUGAAGGCUGAUAACCCACUACCCGAACGAAUAGCAGCGGCAGAGUCUCUGCGCCAUGCUGUACAGGAUUAUCCUUUGAGUGGUGUCACUAGUGUAUUCAAACAAGGAAAGGAUCUCAUUGAGGCAACGAAUACACCUGAAGCUCGAAUCGCCGGCUUCGAGCUCCUUACUGCUUGCGUUCAGCAGUCCACAUCCACCGAUCCGGAACGCUUGGCUUACUUCCGAGUUCUCACAGGGGCAGUGAACUCCGAUGAUUUUCACCUGCAACUCGCGUCCCUGGUAGCUCUGGCUAAAAAUGGAAAAGACUUGUCAGGAUUUUCAUAUGAGACACUUCCGCUUUUGAUUUUGUGGCUACGACAGACGUAUGCAAUAACGACAGCGGCCCGAAAAUUAGCUGGGCGUCAAAAUCGGUCUUCAAAAGGGAAAGCACCUCUAGGAGAAGAAACAAAUCUAGCAUUAUUGUUUGCCUUCAUUGUGGAUGUUAUCAAAUUCAGCUUCAGCGCAUCUAGCGUGGAAACAACAAGCAAGUUGAUUGACGUAGUCCUCUACAUCUGCGUCCAUACUCCGCUAUCAGGCGAUCUGAAGGCUUGCAUCAACGUCAUCGACGCAAUCGUAACCUACGGCGAUAUCCCGAGCUCAAAGCUGUUGGACUGUGUCAAGGUCCUCUGUUCAAUACAUUGCCUAGUGGAAGAGGUUCAACCGGAAGCAUGGCGCUCAAUUAGCAAUCUUUGCCAGUCUCACAACGGCCAAAUAACUGUCAGAAUUCUGCUAGACAUUCUCCGAAACCCGCCACUAGAUGGCGCUAAAGGCAAACAAUCCAUUCGUGAGAUUCGGGGAGCGUUAUCGGUCUUGGAAAAGCUCUUUGCCAAGAACGGUGAAGAUGGGUAUCCGCUCGUACCGUUCACCUUCCUCAUGCUAGCUCUCGAGAAGGUAGUGGCUGUCGAGCACACAAAGGUUGAGAACGAUGUGUUGCGCUUAGUCUUAUCUCUCUUCAAUUCCGAAACGGAAGCAGUCAAUAAUACUGUUAUGGAAGAAGAUUGGUCUACGAUGUUCAGAGUGGUCGUUCAAUGUUCUCGGCGAUCACUUGGGACAGCGGAUGGGCAUGUAAUCGCAGAUCGUUCUCGACUUAUAAGCCCUCUGGCCAAGGAUGAGACACCCGAGCAAUCUCUCACAACCAGCUUAUCCCAAUCUCUCUACAGUCUUAUUCUGAAAAUCGAAAGCUUGCUAGUUAUGCAUAUGGGCGCAAACUUCUUCCAACGAGAAGAUUGCAUCGAAUUCUUCGUCGCAGUCCAUAAAUUUCUCCCCGAGUCGUGUUCCAAGCUAGUCAUCGAUCACUACAUGGCCUCCCGCUACUGCUAUCCGACAGAUCUUCAGUGGAAGGAACACACAAAGAUAAUACUCAGUGCUUUCUUUAUUGACCGGUCCCAGCCGACCCACAUACGACUACACGCGUUGAAGGCUGUGACAGAUGUAUUCGAAGUCAUUGAGAUGAUGGAUGAGCAUGAAGAUCCAGACACCGUUCAGAUUUUUGUUACAUCUAUUCUCAACGAUGUUGGUGACGAGAAAGAUAUUUCAAUCUUGCAAGAAGUGGUGGCGUUCGCAGUAACUGUAGCAGAGAAUGCAGAUGAAACUCUCUUCAAUUAUGUUGUUGACGCAAUACGGGGAAGCAUUGUCAGCGACAGACUCCAAUCGCCAUUAGGGUCACCACCAGGGUCUAGACAAGGCUUGAUGAGCACGACUAGGCCAACGUCAGCAUUGAAUCCCAAUACUAUAACACAGACCCCUUCAAACGUGGUCACUCGAGGCCUAGUCCAAAUAUUCAUGAGGACAAUGGAUAUUUCUGCUUCGAAAGCAUUCAGGAUCUUCUCUGAAUUGCUGUGGAUUGCCAAGUCACACGAUUGUGAGACAGAUGCACGCAUAUCUGCUCUCAAGAUGCUCUUUCGAAUACGAGCAGAUUGGGCAGACGGAAUAUUUCUGACGCCUUUUACAGAGUCUGAUGGGCUCGCUGCGUCUCUCUAUCGCACACCUGCGUCUUUGGCAAGGAAACAAGCCACUGACGAGGCAGCUCAGCAGCACCGUAUGUCUCGUGUGGAAGAUUCUGGAUCUGCUCGCAUCUCACGCAGCACAUCUUUUGGACAAGGGCAUCCCCAAGCUCGCCAACCAUUUCGAUCUGGCAGCGGUGUGACGAGAACUUUACAAAAGAACCAUCAGAUGUGGAUGACACCCGAUGCAGACGCACUGCCUGAACCCGCAUCUGGCGAGAUCAGUUCGAUCAUAGUCUCAUUUCUUGAACCGGAGGACGGCACUAAGGCCGAUCCUGAUACUUUUCAGGCUAUCAAUGGACAGGGGGAAGAUACUGAGCUUGCAUCCGAGACCAAGCAUCCAACCACACCAUCUCAAAGUCGUCAAAACGCUCUCAACAUCGGGUUGUAUCUAGAGACAAUCACUGCCCUUAUCGCACACGGUUGUGAUUGGGAAGUAUACAGCUACAUCCUUGUUCAUCUGCCUUCUCAAUUGACGAAUCAGGCACUAUUCAAGGGAGCCAUCACGCAGAUUAAGUCUCUGAGAGAAGUCAUCUGUGAGCACAUCAAAAGCAAUGGCUUCCAGGAACCUCCACUGUCCUCGGGCCUUCGGAAAGCCGAUGUAGCCAUCUGCCUUGUCCAGAACAUGAACAUGGUAAUGAGCUAUCACAGGCACUUCAAUAAAGUCGAACAGGACGAGAUCGUUCGUACCUUCUUACAGGGUGUUGGGGAACGUACCUCGAAGUCCUGCAUUCAUUCUCUGUCAAUAUGUUGUCACGAACUUCCUGGAUCAACAAGCAAGGCAUUAGUGCAUAUACUUCAGAAGAUGUCCCAGAUCAUUACUCAGAGCCACGUGGCUGUCCACAUUCUCGAGUUUCUGGCUUGUCUUGCGAGGUUACCUGCGCUCUAUGUCAAUUUUCGAGAAGAAGAAUAUCGGAUCGUAUUUGCGAUAUGUUUCCGCUACUUGCAGUAUGUUCGUGAUCAACAAGAGAAAGAGAUAUCCAACCGCAACAGCACCCCUCCGGUGAGGACCUCUGGAGUCUCCUUGAGCAGUUCUCGAGGAGUCGCCGACAGCAGCCCUGCCGAAAGCAACUUUCAGCCGAACGCCUCUGAUGAUUUACCACAAUACGUGUACGCUCUGGCGUAUCACGUUAUCAUAUUCUGGUUUCUCUCUCUGAAGCUUCCUGACCGUGCUGGUCAAGUUAGCUGGAUCACAAAGAAUCUCGUCUCAACCGAUAGCAAUGGAAAAGAGAAGAUCGACGAACAAGCACAAGUGACUCUGGACUUCAUGCAAAGGGUGGCGUAUGCCGAUGUUGAUGAGUCGGAUCCUGAUCCUGCAUUUACCAAGGAGAAUUUCGGCGAGAUCAAAAAGAAAAGAUGGAUCAUUGGGAAUAGUCUCAUCACUGUCGAACAAGCAACUCGAGGAGACUGGGCACAGAUCACGAAACGUCAGCCUUCGGGAACCUCUUGCUAUAUCAUUCAAGAGAAAUUUAGCAGGCCGCCAGCUCACCAGGAACAAAUUCAGAAUGAUGUGAUGAAGGAUGGGCGCCAUUCCGAAGAGAAUGUCAAACUACCAAGUCACCUUCUUCUUCAAUUGACAGCAUCUAUUCCUCAAGUAGGGGAUGUCACGCGACCACUUCCUUUACCUGAUGAUGACUUCAUGGAUCGAGCUAUCAAGAACUUCAAUCGUAGCUUCACCGUGGACGGACACAAAGUUGGGGUGAUCUAUCUCGGGGAAAAUCAGACAAAUGAAAUCGAGAUCCUUGCCAACAUCCAAGGUAGUAGCGACUACACAGAGUUCUUAACGGGUCUGGGAACACUCACGAAAUUACAAGGGGCAAAGUUCAACACUCAAGGUUUGGACCGUCAGUUCAACUCAGAUGGCGAGUACACAUUUUGUUGGCGCGACAGAGUUACGGAGAUUAUAUUCCAUGUGACAACGCAAAUGCCAACAAAUCUGGAUCAAGACCCUCAGUGCAUUAGCAAGAAAAGACACAUUGGUAACGACUUUGUUAACAUCAUCUUCAACAACUCCGGACUGCCAUUUCGAUUCGAUACUUUCCCCUCAGAGUUCAAUUAUGUGAACAUUGUUGUCACACCCGAGUCGAGAGCAUCGUUCGUCGCUACUCGUAUCAGAUCGAAAACACAAGCAGACAAUGCCUUCUAUAAAGUCCAGGUCAUGAGCAAACCAGGAUUCCCCGAGAUCUCGCCCGCAGCUGAGACUAAAAUAAUGAGUCUAGCAGCUUUGCCUGGUUUCAUACGCCUGUUGGCUCUGAAUGCAUCCGUCUUCUCCCUUGUCUGGGCAAACAGGGAAGGGGGACAGCACGUGUCAUCGUGGCGAAACAGACUUCAGGAAAUCAAUCGCAUUCGGGACAGAUACAGUUCUAAGUCGCCCGGGUCAACACCAGCAUCUCCGCCUGGUACCUCAAAUGGUGUUGGGAACGUCAGAGACAGCCUGAGCAGCCUACGACGGUCAUCAGUGGCCAAUUUCUUGACUAACGCGGCUGAGCCGGUUUCUCAGCGUUCAUCGGUUCUGUCUACAGCUGAAACUGAGGUUGGGCCAGGCACAGGGGAGGAAAGUCUUGUGGAAAGUCUUGAUUUCUCAAGAUGGGCGUAAAUUGGUUGGGCGUAACUGGGGAUGGGAAAUACCACAAAAGUUUUGCAAUCUUUUUCUUCUUUUCAUCACAGGCGCUUUCUGCAUAGUUAGGACUGCAUCAUGAGGCGCAUAUGAUAUGUGGACAGUGGGCUGUAUAUUAGGCGCAAUCAUGGAAAGCAAUCACAAGUUUCCAGUCAGAUUCUUCAGGGAGGAAGCAAUGAACCGUCUUCGGAUGACUUGUCAUCUUUUAUUUCGGAUAGACCCAUGAAAACCUGCUUCCACUC
This is a messenger RNA of Mollisia scopiformis, 5494 nucleotides long. Its product is annotated as tuberin. Gene Ontology annotation, molecular function: GTPase activator activity. Gene Ontology annotation, biological process: positive regulation of GTPase activity; regulation of small GTPase mediated signal transduction; negative regulation of TOR signaling. Lineage: Eukaryota; Fungi; Ascomycota; Leotiomycetes; Helotiales; Mollisiaceae. The coding region runs from base 297 to 5231 and encodes 1644 amino acids. The transcript has 2 exons. Gene Ontology annotation, cellular component: cytoplasm; nucleus; TSC1-TSC2 complex. The record is from RefSeq and is a predicted model, not a curated record.